This is a messenger RNA of Camponotus floridanus (Florida carpenter ant), 507 nucleotides long. RefSeq lists its product as uncharacterized. The record is from RefSeq and is a predicted model, not a curated record. Lineage: Eukaryota; Metazoa; Arthropoda; Insecta; Hymenoptera; Formicidae. The coding region runs from base 1 to 420 and encodes 139 amino acids. The transcript has 3 exons.
AUGUCUUCAGUACAAAGGAGCGAAGCAUUUGAAUUGUUGCUAUUGAUAGUCGCUAUUUGUGAGGCGAAUAUAAUAACAAGAGAUGUAGAUUACACAAAUCUUCAGGCAGUUUAUCAUGGUCAUGGAGCUACGAGUUAUCAAAAUGUGCAGAUUGAUAAUCAUGAUAAUAUAAUAGUACCUGCAAACUAUAGAGAUCAAGCAGAGAUUGUGAAUUUAGGGCACGAUGCAUACCAUGCUGAUUACCAGCCAAUUAUUGAAAUUGCGGAGUCUCACGAUGAUAUAGAUGACAUCAAUAUAUCCCAUUUAGCCCCAUACGAAGAAUUUACUAUUGCCGACAUUAAGUCAGAUGUAUUCGAACAUUAUUUUAAUCAUGACGACGAGACACACGAUUAUGAUCUCUCCUUCUACGAAAAUAAUUAAGAAAAUAUGUAUUUAAAGAAUUAAUAUUAAAAUAUUAUUUUUUCGAAGUGAUUAAUUAGAUAUCAAUUUGAGAUUUAAUUCUAAACA